Molecule: messenger RNA, 780 nt
Organism: Zingiber officinale
Lineage: Eukaryota; Viridiplantae; Streptophyta; Magnoliopsida; Zingiberales; Zingiberaceae
Exons: 1
Coding region: 1-780 (259 amino acids)
Source: RefSeq, a predicted model, not a curated record
AUGGAGCUUGACUCAGAAAAGGAACCCACUCUCUUAAUGGCCAAUCAGACUCAAAACAAGGAUGGAGAAGAGGGUACUAAAAAGGUUAGAGAAGCUUUUCAUACUACCCCACAGAAUCAGAUGAAUCUGUUUCCUCAGAAGCUUAUAGCAUCCCAAAAGGAUGAAGAGUUCCACCAGUUUCUGAAAAAGGUUAAAGAGAUUUGCGUUGAAGUACCACUGUUAGAUGCGUUGCACCAGAUGCCAAAGUUCACAAAAUUUUUAAAGGGAAUCUUAUCCAAUAGAAGGCAAAAAGGUAACUUCGAGACCAUAUCAUUGCCAGAAGGUUGUAGUGCUCUUUUUAUGGCGAACUCCCCACCAAAACUUCAGGAUCCAGGAAGUUUCUCCAUACCGUGCAAAAUUAGUUCUGAACUCAUACCGAGAGCCUUCUGCGAUUUGGGGGCUAGUGUCAGCCUACUCCUGUACUCUCUAUGCAAGAAGUUGGGACUCCAGAGCAUUAAACUGACUACUAUGACACUACAGUUGGCUGACCAUUCGUGUAGAUACCCAAUGGGUAUAGUGGAAGACGUGCCAGUAGAAGUGGGGGUUUGCGUCAUCCCCACGGACUUCAUCAUUAUGGAUAUGAAGGAGGACCCCAAAAUACCGAUCAUCCUUGGAAGACCGUUCCUCGCCACGGCAGGAACCCUCAUUGAUGUGAAGAAUCACAAACUAUCAUUGGAGAUCGGUAAGGAAAGAAUUGAAUUUGAUUUGUCCAACCCUUCUAACUGCGUCUCCUUUUCUUAG